CGUGAAAUAUAGCUUUCCGUUUUCCAGGAGAUGUAACUAAGGGGAAAAAUUGUGCUUGUCUCCGGUUGCCAGUGAUUUUCGCGUGUUUGAUUAAUUAUACCGGAGUGAGUAGCUGCCAACUUUUUGAGUUUUAGUAAAAUCGGGGGUUCGUGAGGCAUGUAAUUUCAGUCAGAGUGAAGAAUUCAUCCACCCGGAGAGAGACCGCGGAUUGCAUCAGUCUAACAAAACACGUGAAAUUUCACAAAAGAGCCUUUGGCAGAAAGGUAAAUUCGGUUGAUACAGAUGUUUGUAUGCAUUUAACCCUAAAUGUUAUAUCAACAAUUUUUCAUAUUAUAAAUAGACGGCAUUAAAGCAUACGCCAUAAGGAAGAUUAUAAUAUUUAUUUAAAUGUGACACAAUCUAAAUUAGAAAAAGGAUAAGAUUUUUUAAAUUCUAUUUACAAUAUGUUUCACUGUGGGAAUUAAAUCAGUAAACGUUUUAAAACUGUGUACCUGAACAUGAUUAACUGGCAUGCAUCUCCCCAAAACAACAUAUUAUACCUUAAACAUUGACGCACUGGCUGUAUUCAUUGGAAGCAGAACUUAAAUCCUAGUCACAAUUAGUAAGAACAGUUUUUACACGUCCUCCAGCUCAUUUGUACUAACUGGUUCCUAUGACUGGAAGAUACUCAUCGGUUAUAUAGGAUGGAAAUGUCACGGUGACAAUGGACAAGACAACUGCAUCAAGUUCAAGCUCAAGUCCGAGUUCCAGGGUGGUCAAACCCAGCGGCCUUGGUAUUAGAGGACGCCCAGCUGCGGCUAGCGCAGCCCGAGAAAGGAGCAGAGUACAGACUCUGAGGCACGCUUUUUUGGAGCUUCAGAGGACACUACCGUCAGUACCACCAGACACCAAACUAUCCAAACUGGACGUCUUGAUUUUGGCCACCACCUACAUCGCUCAUCUAACUAGAACUUUGCAAGAUGAUGGAAUACAAGCGGCAGAAAGCACAAAACAAACUGAAGUGUUAAACGCGAUGAAAGGCGAGGGUUAUCUGCACCCAGUUAAAAAAUGGCCGAUGAGAUCCAGAUUGUACAUUGGGACUACUGGACAUUUUUUAAACUUGGGUGAAACGAAGGACUCGAGCAAUACCCAACUACCACCUGCUUCUCGGUCAUAAAUUACUUGGCACUUGACUAUGUGGUCCUCUUCUGACAUACGUGAUGUUUAAAUUUUACUUUUGUUAGCGAAACGAUGACGUCGUUUUCUGAAUCUUAAUGAAAUGCCUAUGCAUGCCACCUCCCACGUCAAGUUUUUAACAGAGAUGUUUUUCCGCUACCUUAUGGUUUUCAUAAUAACGCCAGCAUAGAGAAAUUGCAGAAAUUAACAUGCAUUCUUCUUACAGUUAAAGGCGUCGAGACAUUUCAGUGGGAUUACGUAUUGUGAAUCGUAUAAACCUUCACGAACUGUUUGUAUAUAUUUUCAAUUUCUUUUGGAUUCUUUAUGUACUGUAACUCUGUAGAUUUUGAGAAUUUAAUCUUCCAGCGAUGACGGGCAUGAUUAUUUCAUAUUUUACCCGCUGGUUUUGCACUUUCACUUUAAGCACUUGCACUCAAAGCACAUUAAACAGCUAAACUCAGCCAUUUCAAAUCAUCUGUCAAAAAAAUGUCACUAGGUAACGAAACCAUAUUUCCAUAUUAUGUGACAAGAAAAGUUGCAAACACUGCACGUACAUUGUUAAGUAAUAAAAUUACGGGAAUAGAUCAAACCCUUAAGAUUACAAACAAACGAGUCUGUGUGUUCUGUCAAAAACGUAGGCCUAUUUUUCCGUUACAAAAUGACAAACGAAACAAAAUUACAUUU
Brienomyrus brachyistius is the source of this 1839-nucleotide messenger RNA. RefSeq names its product transcription factor 24-like. NCBI's taxonomy places the organism in Eukaryota, Metazoa, Chordata, Actinopteri, Osteoglossiformes, Mormyridae. Gene Ontology annotation, biological process: developmental process; regulation of transcription by RNA polymerase II. The transcript is spliced from 3 exons. The record is from RefSeq and is a predicted model, not a curated record. The coding region runs from base 704 to 1156 and encodes 150 amino acids. Gene Ontology annotation, molecular function: DNA-binding transcription factor activity, RNA polymerase II-specific; RNA polymerase II transcription regulatory region sequence-specific DNA binding; protein dimerization activity.